UGCUUGAGAUUAAAGAGUAAAGACGCACGCGAACUCUAGGUCACCCUAGGCGUCUACGCGAUCUAAAGACUGAAAGUGAAAUCCCUCACACCCUCGGCUACCACGCCUCGACCAGUUGCUCUACUUGUCCCUCGCCGGCUCGUCGAACGGAAUUUGUUUUGAAGACUGAAGUUUCCUGAGAUUAGCCAUUCAUAAUAGCCCGCAGCCCGGCACCCGCUCCGCACCGUCAACUACGGCGAUUACUUACCCUAGUUUCUAGGGCGUAGGCUGUUGAAGGGUCAAAUAUGGCAGAACUGAGCUUGGGUAUUCUUAUUGAUAUUGUUGAUGAGGAAUGGAUGAGGGAUACACUCCCUGAUGACGACCUUCCUCUACCUCCAACACUGAUAGUUCGGACGGACGAUACUGAGGACUCAAAUCAGGAGACUCAACAAGUUAAUGCGGAUGCUUGGCAUGAGCUUGCCAUGGGCCCAGAAUAGAAACCGUAUUUGUCAAUGAGUAUCAUUCUUCGUAGUAAGUAGAUGGUGUUUUCUGUGUUUUGUGUCAUAUCAUCCAUUUUGUACUUUUAUCAAGUCUCAUGUUGAACUCCUAGAUUUUGUUUUGUCAUCUACAUUGUGUAAUUAGAAAAGGAAUGUUUAUGAGAUAUCGACUUUUAGAUUA
Molecule: messenger RNA, 657 nt
Organism: Prosopis cineraria
Lineage: Eukaryota; Viridiplantae; Streptophyta; Magnoliopsida; Fabales; Fabaceae
Product: anaphase-promoting complex subunit 13
Exons: 2
Coding region: 285-476 (63 amino acids)
Biological process (GO): protein K11-linked ubiquitination
Cellular component (GO): anaphase-promoting complex
Source: RefSeq, a predicted model, not a curated record